UCUCACUUCCUUCUCCAAUCUUCUUUCUUCAUUCUCCUCGGAGCUUUGCUCGUUAUUCUUCUUUUUCUUUUCUUUUUUUCGUUUCGUUCGGAAAACGCGUAGGCUGUGCCGUCGUUUUUAGUGGGUGGAUGGGAACGACGUCGUGUGAGUACGUGAGCUGGGAGGAGGUGUUUAUGUCGAACGACAAGGGGAGGAGGGAGGUUCAUUACUUGCUUAAACGACGAGGCGGUGGCUCGGAUCUGGCCGUUUUGGGAAAAGAGAAGAGCCUCAAACACAUGUCGUAUCGCUACGCCAUUCGAAACACGUCGUCGUUUCGGCCUUACUUUAAGCUCAGGUCGCGCAGAGAGGUUGUUAAUUGGUUGGAUUCAAUUGUUUCAGAUUCGUCUUCUGGGGAUGCGGCUAUGGUGGGAAAACAUGGUUAUGAACCUGAAAUUGGAGCCUUGAAGGAUAAUCAAUUGCAGAGGAUGCGCAAUUGUACAAAAGAAUUCUCAUGGAUAGGGUUGCCAUGGGCGUGUAAGAAAAGAAGAAAGCACUAUCAGGCAUAUAAGAGAAAUGGUUUUCAGAUAUCCGUGCAUGAUUUUAUAUUUGUUCUGGCAGAAGAGGACAAGCGUCUAGUUGCCUACUUGGAAGACCUUUAUGAGGAUUCCAAAGGCAAUAAGAUGGUUGUGGUGCGCUGGUUUCACAAAAUUGAUGAGGUUGGUAUUGCUUUGCCUCACAGUUUUAGUGACAGAGAGGUUUUCUUUUCUCUUUAUCUUCAAGAUCUGAGUAUUGAAUGCAUAGAUGGAUUGGCUUUCGUCCUCAGUCCUGGGCAUUACGAAAAGUUUCAGAAUGAGGCCCGUUGUACUCACUUAGAGCCAUUCAUCUGCAACCACCAGUUCGAUAAUGAUGAUGUGAAACCCUUUGAUAUAACACAGAUUAAGGGUUAUUGGAAACAGGAAAUUCUCAGGUACAUGUAUACCCAAUUGGACUCGAAGUCUAGUGGGAGUUCCAGGCAAUCAGAUGAUGACCUGGAACUUGAUGAAAAUCAUAUGACUACCGUUUUUAUCAGACCUAAGAAGAGGCUGCGCCUUACCAAAGCAGAUGAUGCCAAAGAAGCAGUUGAUUUGGUUGGCCUUAAAACAGAAAAUGUGAAUAACAGUAAGAAUAAUACCAAAAUCAAUACUGGAAACAAUUCUGGGAAACUGAUUGGGCACACAAACAUGACAGCAACCAUUAAAGGGACAAAUGAACAUGCUUCACACCAUUUAGUUGUAGGUUCCCUAGUCGAGGUCCUCUCUCAAGACGGUGGGAUGAGAGGAUGCUGGUUCAGAGCUUCUGUCAUUAAGAAGAAUAAAGAUAAAGUCAAGGUGCAAUAUCAAGAUAUUCAGGAUGCUGUCGAUGAAACCAAGAAGCUUGAGGAAUGGGUUUUAGCUUCCAGAAUUGCAGUGCCUGACAACCUGGGUCUUCGAAUGCGUGGGAGGACCAUGGUCCGGCCAGCUCCACCAUCCAACAAACGAGAACUAUCGUGGGUCGGCGAUGUUGGUUUUGUUGUUGAUGCUUGGUGGCAUGAUGGAUGGUGGGAAGGCAUUGUUGUUCAAAAGGACUCGGAAUCUAAUUGUCAUGUUUAUUUCCCAGGGGAAAAAGUGGUGUCGGUAUUUGGUCCUGGUAACUUGAGAGAGUCUCAAGAUUGGGUGGGGAAUGAGUGGGUAUUUGUGAGGGAAAGACCUGAUCUUGUGGCUUCUGUUUUAUCUAGCUUGAAAACAAAACAAAACUCAUGCAAAUCCAAUUCCAAUAACAUCCAAUCAACUGGAGCAAUCACCAGAGAUGGAAUACAAUUUGGGCAAUCGGAUACUUGCUUGGAUUCUGAUAAGGAUAGACCAAGAAAAGCUGAAGUGGUUCCAGACCUUUUGAAGAAUGUUUUGUCAUCCCAGUUAAGGUGGAAGACCACCAGAAAGAGGAAACGUGGAAGAAGCAGCGCCUCAUAUCAGAAGCCACGGUGCACUGACACCCAUCAGAAAAGGUCACCGAAUGUUAUGAAAUCAAAUGCUCCUGACAGUUUUUUGAUCCCGGCAUCAUUGAAAGUUGAUCAUGAUGACUGCAAGUAUGUUGGGGAUCCUUCCAUCUUCAGUUCUUCAGUUGUGCCUUCUUUAACUAACAUGGUUAUGUGUAGGUGACUCCAUGAUUCAUAUCUUAGUUUCCGGGUUCUUUACUUCUCUCACUCCUUUGCUUUUAAGUACAUGUAUUUAGCCCCUAAACCUUAGUGCAUCUUUUCGAUGCCUGUCUUGUCCAGAUCUUCACGUCCAGUAUCUAUUCUCUUCGUCCAUUUCCUUUGAUAACAGAGAAAUUUAUCUUAGGUUAGUCUUUUUCUUUCCCACCUUUCAUUAGUUUUGUGGUUUGUGGCAUCGAAGCCAAGGAGGCAAGGAUGAUGCCAUACAAGUUUUGGCAUAGGAAAAAGUGUAACGUAGUGGAAUAACCAAGGGUGGCUUUGACUUAUAGGAUAGAUUGUGUUCUUUUCAUAUAAAAUGAUCCAAUGUAAUUUGUGUAAAACUUUCUAUAAGAGUAGCAAUUUUCUUGUUCUUUUAUAUUUUGAGCUGAA
This is a messenger RNA of Glycine soja, 2575 nucleotides long. RefSeq lists its product as uncharacterized. Gene Ontology annotation, molecular function: chromatin binding. NCBI's taxonomy places the organism in Eukaryota, Viridiplantae, Streptophyta, Magnoliopsida, Fabales, Fabaceae. The coding region runs from base 129 to 2153 and encodes 674 amino acids. The transcript is spliced from 6 exons. The record is from RefSeq and is a predicted model, not a curated record.